Molecule: messenger RNA, 942 nt
Organism: Prunus armeniaca (apricot)
Lineage: Eukaryota; Viridiplantae; Streptophyta; Magnoliopsida; Rosales; Rosaceae
Source: the annotation of a GenBank genome assembly
AUGGGAGGCGGAGUCAUGAGGGCGGCGGCUAAGGUAUCGGGGAUCGGCGGCGUUGUUCAAAGCGGCAUGCUUCGUGGCGCGCCGGUUCCGUCGCCGUCCGGUCAGUCCAUCCGAAAGGCCUCGAUCCCGGUCGCCGCGACCCUCACGGCUGAGAAUGUCGGCGGGGUUGACGUGUCUCCGAUCGAGAAGACGGCGUUGGAUGCGAUGGACGACUUCGUCGACUGGCAAGUGGUCGGCGCCGCAGACGAGGAGCUGGUGAUGUCGGCCGGCGAGCCGAUGCCGAGAGUCAUCUUCGACGCCGCGCCGAGCUUCAAGGAGGCCAGAGAGGCCACCACUGAAUUGAAAGACGCCCUCGAUAAGGUAUAUCUGUCUUCACCCAAAUCUACUGAAUUUGGGAAGCAGUCUGCUGCUGAUAAGGUUUCUGGGCUGUCUCAAAUUACGAACCCUGAACCUGAGGAGGUGGAAUCCCUGCUUCUUACUAGGACCUCCGUGCCAAAACAUGCUUUUCAGGCAUUUGAAAUGCUGAGUAGAAGUGCUGAAGCUCAGAAUGUUGUUGCUUCAAUUGCAAGCGACCCAAAUAUCUGGAAUGCUAUGAUGGAAAAUUCUGCGGUCAAGCAAUUCUUGGAGUCCAACAAGAACCAUAAUCUUUAUGAGCCCAAAUAUGUGUCAGAUACUGAGUUUUCUGAUCCAGUAUCACCCAAGAAGCAUGAAGACAAAGACAAAUCUAAUGGGUUUGAAGCUGUGCUCCAUGGUUUUGUGCAGAAAAUCAAGCUUACCGUGGAUAGGUGGGUGGGCGAUUUGUCAACUUACAUCCAGAAUAUUUUUCCCUCCCCAGCUGAGAAUGGAAAUGCAGAUGAGAAUGGGAAUACGAAGACGGUAGCAUCUGCAUUCAUGGGGCUGGCAGUUAUGGUUGUUAUGGUGGUUUUGAUGAAGCGUUCGUAG